Fibroporia radiculosa is the source of this 2148-nucleotide messenger RNA. RefSeq lists its product as uncharacterized. The record is from RefSeq and is a predicted model, not a curated record. Gene Ontology annotation, molecular function: structural constituent of ribosome. NCBI's taxonomy places the organism in Eukaryota, Fungi, Basidiomycota, Agaricomycetes, Polyporales, Fibroporiaceae. Bases 1 to 2148 code for a protein of 715 amino acids. Gene Ontology annotation, cellular component: mitochondrial large ribosomal subunit. The transcript is spliced from 3 exons.
AUGGCAGCUUUUCAGGCACUUCGAAAAUUUCGUAUGCACGCGCUUUCAUCAACUCUUCGUGCAGACCCCCAACUCCUCCAGCCACGCCCCAAAAUCCAGAACCCUUUCCUUCCACAUAAGAAUCCAGAGUCUGGGUGCUGGGCACCGCCGAAAUAUUCUCUACGCCGCCAAGCCGAGCUUAUAAAGCACGCUCGCUCUGCAAAUAUGCUUCACUUGCUUCCCCCUGGCCCUAAGCUUGGACCGAAAGACCUUGCCAGCGCAUCUACAUCUAUGCAUACGUCGCAGUCCACGUCGCCUGCAUUGAUGGACCAAGAGUCGUGGGGGCAGGAGAUUGAAUGGGAAGGAGACGUAAAGGAGAAAGAAGUUCCUGGUGCCGCGAUUGGUAACAGGCUGUAUGCGGGCAAGCGGAGGAUGUUCAAAGGGCACAAAUGGGAACGAACCUCAGAGAAACGUGAAGAAACUCGUAAGGCCAUGAUGCAGAGCAUGCCUCAGCGUAUAGAACGGUUCAAGAAUGCUUUCAACGACGAAGUGCACCAGUCUGGCGGGUUUCUAAACCCCACAGGUGACAAGGGGGACAUAUUUUCCCGUCAUAGUUCCUGGCUCUUGAAGACGGAAGACUUACUUUCGGCGACAUCGCCACCGCGGCAGUACAUUAUCCUUGUAAUAGGAAAUCCAACUUACCACGAGUUGUCUCCACUGUUUCUUUCAGGAUAUUACGCUCAAUCGCUGGUGAUUAUCGCAAGUCACCAACCACCAAAUAUCCCACAUAUCGUAAUGCCCGCACUCCGUAUUCUCCGCCUCGCAUCCCCGCUCACUACAGAAACGACGGGAGCAGCGCGCUUCGCGAGCGUACUCGCUUGGGCCGAACAUUCAAGCUAUGACUGGCGGAAAUAUGGUGGCUCUGGCGCUUCUGAGCAGUCCGAAGAGGAAGACCAUUGGGAACUAUUCGGCGAGCAUCUAUCGCCCAACUUACCCCACCCACCUCGUUCGCGCUACAGGCGGAAUCCAAGUAUCUCGCAUCCGAGUUUCCCACAAGAGACAUGUAUCAAUCGGCCUUUUGACGCAGUGCUGAAUUUCCUCCCCACGAACAUCCUUGACUCGGAGCACGCCGUACUCAAACACAUUAUUCUUACUUCGACUAUUAGUCGCCCGUUCCUUGACGAUAUUGCCAUGGAAGAAGCUUAUCCAGUGAAUGGUAUCUUAGGCCGAUGCAGAUCCAUGAUGAAUGCACUUCGCGACCAUAAGCGUGCCAGAAACGUGCUGGUAAAUCCUCAUAGAGUGCGCGGUGGACAUUUCACUCCCGUGGUCCCAAAUGCGCAGAUACAUGUCUCAUCGGCUGCUCCGCACAUUGUGCACCUCAUUCCGCAUUUUCCCGCUGAACAGUCGCAGACGACGCAAAGAGUCGUUGAAGGCAUAGAGACCUUUAUUUCCGCUUCUGCCUACGCAACGCAAUUGGACACAGAGAUGGGUAUUGAUGUUCGCGCGUUAAACCCAGCUCGAUCAUACAUCAUGCAGACAUCGACUUUUGGAGCGACUCUCGAUUGUUCCUUUUCUCAUUUGAACACAGAUACUCUCUCCGCAGGACAAGCUGACGAUCAGUGGGGAUGUGAAUGGACCGUGGCCGAUGUUGUGCUCUGCGGCGCGCUCGACAACAUUAUGAUCGCGGACAGUGGGCGAACUUCCGCGUUCAUGGGACGAGCAUGGAUCUCAGGCCCAGGAGACAUCGUCCUUGCCCCAAACUCGAGGAUGACUUCAUUCCCCUCUCCACCUAUAUUUUCGAGAGGGGUAUCCAAUCACGACCUCCGCAUAAGCGAGGUGUGGGGCGGGUCGGAGGGCGCCGGCGCUCUAGAGAUCGCGAGACAUUUGGCGAACCUGGGAGACGGACAGAGGCCAGAAAGUCUCAUAUCUGAUUACUCUACCUCGUGCGAGCGUCACGUCGCCGAGCAGCCCCUUGCACCUUUCCAAGAAACGGACGGACAGUCCUCGGAGGUGAUAGGCAAAUUAUCAGCCGAACCCGUCGCUCUAACUGUCAAGCCGACCGUCCCAUUACAGUCACGUCCAUCUGUUCGGAAGAUGCAACAGUCGCUGUUGUCCGGAUGGAAAGACGUGAGUGCUUGGCACUUUCGAAGGAGGGGGAAAACAAUCUGA